Molecule: messenger RNA, 2632 nt
Organism: Protopterus annectens (West African lungfish)
Lineage: Eukaryota; Metazoa; Chordata; Ceratodontiformes; Protopteridae
Gene: GXYLT1
Product: glucoside xylosyltransferase 1
Exons: 13
Coding region: 347-1702 (451 amino acids)
Biological process (GO): protein O-linked glycosylation via N-acetylgalactosamine
Molecular function (GO): UDP-xylosyltransferase activity
Source: RefSeq, a predicted model, not a curated record
CUUCACCGGACGUAGAACUUUGCUCUGUGUAUAAACUUGAAGCCUCGAAGAGGGCGUGAACAGAGUUUGAGACUGUAGUAGGCUUCACACGUCUUCCUUUCUACUGCUGAAGGAGUGCUGUAAAUAACCUCGACCCGUACCUAUUUGUUUCCGCAGCUUAGGAUGCAACGGGCGCGGCACGUAGCUCCAUGGCGACGGGGAGAGCAGGGCAAAACCUGACGUCGGUGCCAGUGUUUGUUAUGGCCCGUACUCUGUUAUCUUUUCGGGGACCCAUGUCUGUAUACUCGCCUUCCCGUCUCUGUGUUUAUAACGCACUUUAUUCAUUCGGGUUUGUGGUUGGGUUGUAAUGGGACGGAAGAUGAGGCGAUUUGCACGGGUAGCUGUAAUUUGUUGUGUUUGUGGACUGUGUUCUGUGAUGUAUACCUUCACACAAAUAAUAAUGUCAUUGGAACCCAAGUCCAGACUGGAAGGGCAUGAUAAAAUCGCAAAACAACUGAAACGAGACGCAUCUUUACUGGUGCCUAGUAUUCCAAAAGUAGAAACUAUGGAAGGCCUUGAACAGGAGCAACGUUGGCUUCAGUCCAGGUGUGAGAAGCGCUCUCUCUCUUUUUGGAAUCCCUAUUGGAUGCUGCCCUCUGGUGUGUGUGGAAUGAACUGCUUUUGGGAAUCUGCUUUUAGGUUUGAAACGAACAAAACAGACGUUAAAAGAAGUCCUGAUAAGUGGAUCCAUCUAGCAGUUGUUGCCUGUGGAGAGCGAUUUGAGGAAACUGUCACAAUGUUAAAAUCAUCCAUUCUUUUUAAUGUGAAACCCAUUCAGUUUCAUAUAUUUGCAGAUGAUGAACUACAUCCUAAAUUCAAAAACAUUGUAAACUCUUGGAGUUUUCUCCAAGAAUUUUCAUAUCCAAUUUACCCUCCCUCCUUCCCCUCUUCUUGUGCAGAUAAAUGGAAAAGAUAUUCAAAACCAUGUCCAUCUCGAGAGCUAUUUUUACCAUUGGUCCUAAAAGAUGUGGAUGCAUUGCUGUAUGUAGAUACUGACAUCCUGUUUCUGCGUCCUGUGGAUGACAUAUGGUCAUUUUUUAAAUAUUUCAACUCGACACAAAUUGCUGCAAUGGCACCAGAACAUGAAGAGCCUCGGAUUGGGUGGUAUAAUCGAUUUGCUAGACAUCCGUAUUAUGGGAGCACUGGAGUAAAUUCUGGAGUAAUGCUUAUGAAUAUGACACGCAUAAGAAGGAAAUACUUUAAGAAUGAUAUGACAACAGCACGAUUACAGUGGGGAGAAAUGCUUAUGCCUUUGUUGAAAAAAUACAAGUUUAACAUAACAUGGGGCGAUCAGGACCUGUUAAAUAUUGUAUUCUAUCACAAUCCAGAAAGCCUUUUUGUUUUUCCAUGCCAGUGGAAUUAUCGUCCUGAUCACUGCAUAUAUGGAAGUAACUGCAAGGAAUCUGAGGAGGAAGGCAUCUUUAUUCUUCAUGGAAAUAGAGGGGUUUAUCAUGAUAACAAGCAACCAGCUUUCAGAGCAGUUUAUGAAGCAAUACAUAAUUACACAUUUGGAGAUGAUCACUUCCAUGCCUUAUUAUAUCCUUUGAAAAAAGAACUAAGGGAAACAACACAUACGUACUGUGGGAAAUUGUAUAAAAUAUUUUUGAAACAGCUGAAAAAGAGCAUAGAAGGAAUACCCCCCAAUCAAACACAGAGAAGGUGACCAGUAAUUUGAAUGCCAUUUAUGAGACUUCUGCUUUUUAGUUCCAAAGAACACACGCUAGAAGACUGAAGAUUCUGUGAAGAAAAUGUCAUCUUAUUUUCUGAUUUGACUAGAAUACUGGAGAUUCUGAGAAGGCCACGCUUUGUGAUUUGAAUGUGCGAUAAGUAAAAAGCAUGCAUCAUUUUGUGGAACAAACUGCUGUUUUUAUUUUUAUGAGAAGAAUUCAUCAUAACAGAAUUCUAAAAAUGACUGCUUUGACAUUAAAAAAUAUUUUGUACCUCUGAAACUUGGAAGAAGAAAAACUGUGAAUUUUACUCUAGUCUUGAAGGUCAACACUAUACUCUCUCCAUGUACGAGGGAUAAAUAAAAAGUUUACAAUGACAAAUUUUCUGUUACAGAAAUCUAGAGAAACAGACAAUCUUUGUUCCUUUUCAGCCUUGUACUACCAGGACUUGGAACUUCUGGCUUACUGGAAGAGUUUCUGCAUUUGUGAAAAAGGUUUUUUUUUUUUAUGCCAGGUUAACUGGAAAUUACUUUUUUCUGCAGUACGUAACAGUCCUAAACUUAUCACAUGGAUUCCCACAGGACCCUUACAUGUAUUUUUUUACUAGUAUUUCUGUAAGCUAAUGAGGUCUUAGUUGAAAGUGUUGAGUGCUGAUUAAUCAGGGUUCUAAUUUUCCAAAACUGGAAUGUGCGUAAUGAGGUAGAAAACAAUUUUUUCAGUUGUGAAAUUCUGGUAUGUGUUAUAUUUGACAAUCAUAUUUUAUGGUCUUAAAUUUUAAAUUAUUUUAUUCAAGUUUCACAUUUUUUGUAAUUUUUAUUCGGAGUGAUAUAAUAUGGUUAUCUAUAUUUUUAUGGGAGUAUUAAUGCCUGAAUCAUGUAUUGAACUCUAAAAUGGAAAUGAUUUCAUACUAAAUAUUUGGGACUCCA